This is a messenger RNA of Macadamia integrifolia, 3290 nucleotides long. RefSeq lists its product as uncharacterized. The record is from RefSeq and is a predicted model, not a curated record. The transcript has 10 exons. Bases 281 to 2713 code for a protein of 810 amino acids. Lineage: Eukaryota; Viridiplantae; Streptophyta; Magnoliopsida; Proteales; Proteaceae.
AAGUGUCCCUUUCUUUCUUAUAUUUAUUUCGUUUAUUUGAUCCUUUUCGCUUACUCCAUAGUUCUCCACUUCCUUCCUUCGUCCCUUCGAAACACCCUUUUUGGGUCCAGAUUUCGUCGGCCAUCACUAUCUGUUCUUCCGACAGAUUUCCUCCAUUACUGGAGUUUCUCGUCUCAUCUCCGUCGCACUUGGAUUGCUCCGAUCAUUUGCGGGUUCUGCAAAUCAAUCUCUUCUGGGGACCAUUUGAUAUAGCUGAUACUAAUUUUGGUGAGAAUCAUAGAUGCCAGCAGCAAAAUUAAGGGGAUUUAGCUCUCCAGAUACGAUGAUGUCUGAGCAGAAAGGAGGGAAACCAGAGGAAGGAAAUGAUUCCCUUGACAAUUUUAUCAGACAAGCAAUAGGAAAAGAACCAUUUCUUUCUUUUUCAAGGGCUGGUGACAGCCCAGUCCAGUGGAUUCAGUUACUUCACGCUUUAGACCAGCAAGGUACUAACAAGCUCUCUAAAGGUCCAAAGGUUAACAACACGAUAGAAGGGAAGAAGCAUCAUUUGGAGCAUUGUAAUGGUGUUGGUUCAUAUUCGUACGAUACUAGUGGGAUUAAGGAUUCUGUUCACCCUAUAAAACGCAGUGGAGUUCCUGUAGAAGGGACGAAAAGUGCGUCUGAACACUUGCAAACUCUUAAAAUCCCCGAGGCUGUUGUUGCCUUUGCUCAGGCAGCUGCUAGGGCCAAUGGUGAGCCUGAAAAAUAUCUUCCAGGAUGGCCCUUGUUGUCUCCUUCUAAGGUGCCGAUGCAAAAAUGUGAAAAGUGUUCCCGGGAAUUCUGUUCGCCCAUCAACUACCGAAGGCAUAUACGCGUGCACCGCCGGUCUUUGAACAUUGAUAAGGAUUCUCCCAAAAAUAGAGAUAUCUUGGGUGCAUUUUGGGAUAAGCUCUCCUUGGAUGAUGCCAAAGAAAUAGUUUCAUUCAAGAAUGUGAUGCUGGAGGAAGUUCCUGGAUCUUCAAUUAUAAGAGCACUGACAUCACUUGUCCGGAAACCGGGGUUUUCUUCACUGCCGCAAGUUCAUGUAAAGGCUGGUGCAGCACUUCUGGAUGUCGUCCAAGGUAGACCGUCCAGGUUUCCUAUAUCUUCUCAAGAACUGUUCAGUAUACUAGAUGAUGCAAGUGAAAAGACCUUCUUGUGUGCUGGCACAGCUUUGUCCCUGCAAAAAUUUGUAUUUGAUGGAGAAGCUGCAAAGAUUGGUCUUGAGAUGAAGAAUUUAGUUGCUUGCACUAGUUUCCUGGUGGAACAGAAACUGGUUAUAGCAUGGCUUGCUGAUAAGGAUGCAGAAGCCUUGAGGUGUCAGAAAUUACUUGUGGAGGAAGAGGAAGCUGCUCAGAGAAGGCAAGCUGAACUCUUGGAAAGGAGGCGGCUGAAGAAGCUUAGACAGAAGGAGCAGAAAUCAAGGGAUCAAACUGAUGGGGACAAGGAAGAUUCUAGGGAUGGUUCCCCGGAUAACUUGGAUGAAAUAGUUUCUUCCACAGGAAAGAUCAACCAGGAGGCGGCCUUUGACAUCCAUUCUCAGGAAGGACAGAUAGAUCCUGUUUUGCCUUACCUUGAGCCGGUUCGACAUCUAAAGCCUGAUGUGGAAGCAGACAUAGGAGGUCAGACCGGAUUUACUGAUCCCGACAUUGAGAUGGGUUAUGGAGACGUGAGUACAGCCAAUUGUCAGAAUGUUGACCAGAAAACGCAGCAGGGGGGUAGCAGGCGGCAACCAAUUGUUGCUAGAAGGCAGCUUCUGAAGCCACAAAGGAACAUUUCAAAUGGUUUGCAUUCAGGCCAAAAUGUAUUGAAAUCAGGAGGGGUGCAGAAGCAUGGGGUUUACAGGGACCAGAGAACUGCUUCUUUGGCCAAUGGUCAUAAAGUAUGGACUCGGAAAACCAAGUCCGAAGCUGAAGGAGAGGUUUUGAAUUCAAGACUACAAAGAGAGUUGGUAGAUCAGUCAGAUCAAAACGAUAACUGUGAGGUAUUGAUAGGUUCCAUCUCUGUCACACUUGGAGAUUGUGGUAGCCAGCGUCAGGGUGAAACUGCGACUGCUGCUGUUGAUCAGUGUACAGCAGAACCACCACCAAAGCGGAGCCACAUCCUAGAGAAGCUGAUCAAGGCCGAUUCAUGUCAAGGGGGCACCAACCGUCUGAUGGUCAAGCUUUGGAGGCCAGUUGGAAGGUAUGAAGCUGGGGGUUCCACAAAUAUUCAAGGUGAUAAGAGAGAAGAUGAAGCAGACAUGAUUUCCUGCCCAUUCACGAACAGAAAUCCCUCCAGUGAGAGUUACCUCAGCCAUGGUGUGAUGAAUGAUAGUAGCUCCGGGAGUAGGAAUGAUUCUCCCAUGCUGCUGGAAGAUAAUGCAGAUUCUAGAGGGCUGACGUUGUUCUCCAGUCGUGCCGCAGAAGCUUUUCUUGCUCAGAGAUGGAAGGAGGCGAUUGCUUCAGAUCAUGUGAAGCUUGUAUUAUGCUUGGAAAAUGAACCUUCCGGUUGCCUGGAAAACCAUGAUGAUGCGUUACCACCAGCGCAGUUUGUAUCAAAUGGUUGCGAACGCAGCAUCCUUGGGAAUGCUGAAAACCGGCUAGUGGGAGUGGGCCUUGAGCCCUCAACCACAGGAGCUGCUAAAACCAAGUUCAAGGGGAAGCCAGAAAAGGGUUAUAGACUAAAGUAUAUACCAAAGCAGAGAAAUUGUACUUGAGUCGGUAUUAUUCGUUUGGGAGCAGGUUUAAUGGAUGGCUUGCCCAUUGGGUGUUCUAUGGAUGGCCCACCUAUUUCUAUUUGUACCACAUUGCAGGCUUGAUGGGGACUGAAAUUUUGUAGAGGUAGAUCCAAAGGUUCCCAUGUUCUCAUGUCAUGUACUAGCUCAAUUGGAAUUAACCAGGUGGCAAAAUUAAAAUUUUGAAUAUCCAUGACUCCAUGACAAUGCGAAGACUACAAAGCAGGUGUAGGUGUAGGUGAAGGUGAAGGUGAAUGUGCAUGACAUAAAUUGGAGUCAAGUGGGUCAUCCAUGGAUUCUCUAUGUAUGGAACUGUCCGUAAAACCUUUUGCCUGAUCUGUUUACCAAUGCGCAUUUUUAGUUUUCUAUCAGCAGUAAAUUCUUAGUAGAGGUCUUUUGUCUUGGGAAAGAGGGUAAAAGAAAGAGGUCAGGAGGGUAUAAUUUUUUUGUCCUUCUAUUUUUGGGUGUGGUAGUAGAUUUUUUUGUCAUUUCCUUUUUGGGGCAAGUAAUAAUUUAGCUCGUAGUGUUACAUUUUUGUUUGUGUAUGUUUCUUAGUUCA